AUGACAUCUGACUCUGCACAGGAAAUUGCAGAUAAAAUAGACUCCUUAGAAGAGCAGGUAACGCAGGGUUCGUUUGUACCCCAUGGUCAGCAAGACAUACUGAACACUGCCAUUGGCCGACCUGACCAUGAGGGUCGCGUUCGGGCAGCAGGCUCAGGUGUCACUAUUACUCAGUACUACGGAAGGGCAUCAAGGACAUGUAGCAGCUCGUCCACGUCCAUCAGCCAACAACAACUAGAUGAAGUUGUUGCAAGGCUUAGGGAAGACAUGACUGGCCAGAUUAGGGAAGAAUUGAGGACUCAAAUUAAGGAAGAAUUGAGGACUCAGCUAGAAGAGGAAAAUAGAAGGAGCUUGGAAAUAAUGACCAAUGCAUUGAAAGAGGCUAUUAAAAAAGAGUUGUCAAAUAAAGGAUCCCAAGAGGCACUCCAAAUUCAGCCGGACAUACAACAACUAGGUGCGCGUGUCAGCACACAGGGAAGUAAUGCUGUUACCAAUGCGCAGGCUUCACAAGAACAUGAUGCUGAUGCCAUACCAUUGAUGGGACUGUUUGUGCAGCGUAACGAUGGUACACAAAGGUUGGUGGCCAUGGGGAAAAUAAUGGAGGGGGAUUCAAUCAUACACACAGUGGCAUAUGCAGAUGAUGUUGUCAGGGUAAGUGUAGAAACAGUUAUUGAUCCUGAGGCUGAGGUCCCCUAUGCCACCUCAGAAAUACAAUAUGUGAAGCAGGCCGUCAAUACAUUUGUAGCUUGGCCCACACACCUUGUGAAAGCUGUAUUAGAUGAGCAUCCACAACGUAUUCCACACAACGAGGAUGCACAUGUGCCGAAGCCGGCUAAUGUGGACGCAGAUGAUCCGUUGCGUGAAUUGAUGAAGUACAGUUUUGAUCUUUACGACAAGCCACUUCAAAUCAGCUUUGAUGGGAGCUUUCUUGGAAUUGUAGAUGCAUCUACAUCGAUAUUCAUCACAUAUUCAGAUGUUAUUGAAAUAAUAGCAGGAGACAAAAGUCUGAACAUAUCUGUCAUACAAUUAUGGUUAAUGUAUAUACAUGAGUGGAGUCAGAUAUUCAGUCAAGGUUUCAUGUAUGCAUUCCUUGAGCCACAGUCGUUGGUUUGUUCAAAGGAUAGACGCAACGAAUGCGAACAAUAUCUUGAAAGAUGGCUUAAGGAAUCUGACCGAGAGGUGUACAUUGGACCUUACUUCCAUCAGUAA
This is a messenger RNA of Glycine soja, 1209 nucleotides long. RefSeq lists its product as uncharacterized. The transcript has 5 exons. The record is from RefSeq and is a predicted model, not a curated record. NCBI's taxonomy places the organism in Eukaryota, Viridiplantae, Streptophyta, Magnoliopsida, Fabales, Fabaceae. The coding region runs from base 1 to 1209 and encodes 402 amino acids.